Messenger RNA from Sugiyamaella lignohabitans, 669 nucleotides. It is a transcript of the gene TRS33, whose product is annotated as Trs33p. The coding region runs from base 1 to 669 and encodes 222 amino acids. Gene Ontology annotation, cellular component: TRAPP complex; cis-Golgi network; trans-Golgi network. The record is from RefSeq and is a predicted model, not a curated record. The transcript has a single exon. Lineage: Eukaryota; Fungi; Ascomycota; Dipodascomycetes; Dipodascales; Trichomonascaceae. Gene Ontology annotation, biological process: regulation of GTPase activity; endoplasmic reticulum to Golgi vesicle-mediated transport.
AUGGAGUCGGACUCGCCGUAUAUCAAUGGCACGAAUAAACUGGUGGCGGCGUCAUCGCUGGACUUUCUUUUGAUAGAAAUAGUUCCAUUAGCACAGAGCAUAGUGCAACAGCUGAUAGAGGAUGCUGGAGCGAGACCGGGCCGACCAGGGUCAUCGUCUUCUGCCAACGGUGGUGGAGCUGGUGGAGCUGGGGGUUCAAAUGUCAGUGGUGGUAUCAGUGGAACGAGUAGUUCGCCAGCAAAUUCAUCAAUGACAGCAGAUGAGAACCUGGACGAUGUGUACUACCGAAUUGAAGGAUAUGGCCACCGAGUGGGACUGGGGCUGUCCCAGAUAUUCACGAAAGACCGGCCGUGGUUCACGGACCAGCUGGAUAUCAUGAAAUUUGUAUGUAAAGAGCUAUGGGUGAUUCUCUACAAAAAACAAAUCGAUAAUCUCAAAACCAACCACCGCGGAACUUACGUUCUCACCGACACCCAGUUCAAAUACUGUUCUCGCAUGGGCACCGCCUACGGUCCUAAAGAAACGCUCCGACGAGCCACUCCGUACCUGUGGUUCCCAGCCGGCGUCAUCCGAGGAGCUCUGUCAGCGCUCGGCAUCGAUGCUGCCGUCACUUUCGAUGCAGAUCAGCUGCCCAAAGUCACAUUCAACAUCCAAACCUCGCCGACAUGA